AUGUUGGAGCCUCAGACUGUGUCUUUACUAUCAUGUGUUCUGUCUGUUUUAGGGCGGCUGCAGACACUGAAAGACAAACACAAGGAAGCUCUAAAGAUGCGGUUUGAAGUUGUGUCUGAGGGAAUUGCUAAGCCAGGAGAGCAGACCCUCCUUGAUAACAUCUUUACACAUGUGUGGAUAACUGAGGGCAGCUGUGUUGAGGUGAAUCAUGGACAUGAGGUCAUGCAGGUAGAAACCGUCUCCAAAAGCACAAAAUCAGAGACCUGUUCCAUCAAGUGCAGCGAUAUUUUCAAGCCACUGCCAGGACAGACCAGACCCAUCAGGACUGUGCUGAUGAAGGGAGUCGCUGGCAUCGGGAAAACAUUCUCUGUGCAGAAAUUCAUUCUCGACUGGGCUACUGGAAAAGACAACCAGGACUUCGAUUUUAUAUUUUUUCUCCCUUUUCGUGAAUUAAACUUGAUUACAUCAGAAAAGAGUUUACAAGAGCUGGUUCAGUGUUUCUCCCCACAGAUGAAAUCCUCUGAUAAUAUUUUAGAACACUGUAAAGUCCUGUUCAUCUUUGAUGGGCUGGAUGAAAGCAGACAUCCUUUGAAAUUUGAAGAAAAUGAGAUCUUUUCUGAUGUGAUAAAGCCAACUUCAGUGGACUUGUUGUUAACAAACCUCAUCAAGGGAAACUUUCCCAUUGACUCCUCCAUAUGGAUCACUUCCAGACCAGCUGCAGCAGGUCUGAUCCCUCCAGUGCUCAUCAACAGGGUGACAGAGGUCCAGGGGUUUGAAGAUCACCAGAAGGAAGAGUACAUUAGAAAGAAGUGUAAGAACAGAGCUCUAGCAGACAAAAUUAUUUCACAUAUAAAGACACUGAGGAGUCUUUACAUGUUGUGCUAUGUCCCUGUUUUCUGCUGGAUUGUAGUUACUGUUCUGGAUCACACAUUGGAAGAGAACAUUGGAAGGGACAAUCCAACAACACUGACAGAUUUCUAUACAGACUUUCUCAUUGUCUUACUGACAUCAAAGGAACAGAAGAAAAAGAAAGAAAAUGUCCUCAAAUCAAAUCAAAAGGCAAUUCUGAAACUAGGAAAAUUGGCAUUUCAAAGUCUGAAGAAAAAUGUCAUUGUGUUCUAUGAAAAAGAUCUUAGAGAAUAUGACAUUGAUCUCAACUCUUCCCUUUACUCAGGGGUGUGCAAGGAAAUAUUCAAACAAAAUUCAGCCUUGUUUCGGGAAAAUGUGUACUGCUUUUUACACCUGACUGUCCAGGAGUAUUUUGCAGCUCUGUAUGUUUUUGGUUCCUAUCAAAACGAUAAUAUUAACCCACUAAAGAAAACAGUUCUGAAUUUUCCCUGGUUAGGAAGUAAAUCUCUAUUCAGUCUGAAUAAAGGUGCUCUAAAAAGAGCCAUCAAGAGCAGGACUGGUAACCUUGAUCUUUUUGUCCGAUUCCUCUUGGGAUUGGAAAUGAAGAAAAACCAGGAGCUUCUUAAAGGAUUCCUGUCACGCACACAAGAUCACUCCAGUGACAUUCAGGAAACAACAGCAUACAUCAAGGAGCUCAUUGGAGAAACAUCCUCUCCUGAAAGAUGCUUCAACCUUUUCCACUGCCUGAGUGAACUGAAGGACAAGUCUUUAAUGGAUGAGCUCAAUGUGACUCUGGACAAAACGAAAGUUUCAGGACGAGGACUGUCACCUUCCCAGUGUUCAGCACUUGCCUAUUUCUCACUGCUGUCUGAGAAAGAGAUUGAAGUCUUUGACAUGAGUGAUUAUGCUACAUCAGAGGAGUGU
Messenger RNA from Lepisosteus oculatus (spotted gar), 1773 nucleotides. NCBI's taxonomy places the organism in Eukaryota, Metazoa, Chordata, Actinopteri, Semionotiformes, Lepisosteidae. The record is from RefSeq and is a predicted model, not a curated record.